Messenger RNA from Parascedosporium putredinis, 2658 nucleotides. The record is from the annotation of a GenBank genome assembly. Lineage: Eukaryota; Fungi; Ascomycota; Sordariomycetes; Microascales; Microascaceae.
AUGGAUUUUUGGUCGCGCCUCCUAAGCCAUACCUCCCUAUCGUCGAAUACCUCGCGAGAAACUGCCGCCAGAGACCCCGCCAAACGAUUGCAUCGAUUCGAACGGGAAUAUGGCCAGCUUUUGCAAAUAUGGCGCAACUCGUCGAAUCUAUCCCGCGACUUCGAGGCGGCCGAGAAGCUCGAGAUCCGGCUUCACGAGCUCACGACAAUCCUGAGCGACGAGAGCCGCCGUCCACUGCCCCACCCGUGCAUCCAGUUCGCCUCGAUCAAGCAAAUCUACGUGCCCAUCGCCAAGGUCGCGACGACUUCGUACAAUGAGUGGAUCAUCAAGGAAGCCGUGCACUUUUUCGCGACCCUGAUCGAGAGCGAGGAGGAGGCGUUUGUGGAGAACCACAACUUCUCGUCGAGCCUGACCACCCUGCUGGUGCGGAUCACGGGCCAGAACAGCGUCAGGCUCGGCCGGGAUACCGAGGUCAAGGUGGUGGAGCUCGCGUUCAAUAUCACGACCAAGAUGCGGCUGCAGCCGCACAUACUUGACGUGUGGUUCCGGAGACUUCCCUUGUUCUACAUACUCAUGGACUACAUCCAGCACGAGGGCCGCGUGGGCGACUUUGCCCGGACGGGCCUCCUCUACAUCAUCGAGACGGCGUCGAGCUCGGUCGCGCUGGAGCAGUGGAUCGUGGAGAGCGAUCUCUCGACCCUCAUGGCCACGGGCCUGGGCGCCCUGUACAGCCAGCUGAGCAGGAAGCUCCACCCGACGUCCAACUACGAGAUUGUGGCGUCGUGCGCGCCCGAGUUUCAGGCGCACCUCGAUACUUUUCUCUCGCACUUGCUGUUUUGGCAGGACGUGCUGAACCACUGCCGGUCCGUCGAGGUCAAGUCAACCUUGCUCGAGCACUUUCAAGUUAUUUUCCUUCAACAGCUUUUAUACCCCUCGCUUCUAGAAUCCUCCGACAUUGACGGCGGCUCGUCGGUCGCCGUCAUCACCUAUCUCCGACGAAUCCUCGAGUCACUCGACCACCCCGACAUGAUCAAUCUCAUCCUCCAUUACCUCCUCGCUCUCCCCGACGCAGACACAUCGCGGACGCCGGCCGGCGAGAGCACGUCCGUCAGCGCCGCUCGCAAGCGCAAGUCGAUGGACCUAGCCACAAUGCUGGCUGAGAAGCAAGAUCCGUGGGACCCGCUGCUCUUCAACUUGGUGGACCUUGCGCUGGCGUGCCUGCGCUCGCACAGCCAGCAGACGAUACACGUGACGCUGCAGCUCAUCUCGUCCAUCCUGAAGCGGCACCACCGGUACGCCGUGCUCACGCUCCUGCGGACGGAGAGCCUGCACGCGCCGGCAUCGACGCACCGGACGAGCGGCGCGCACGACCAAGAGGUCGAGUACCUCAUGACGCUGGCCGGGUCGAUCGGGGGCCAGGACAAUUUCGACGAGGUGUACGAAAACGUGCUGCGGGACGCCAUGACGCGGCUCGAGGCCCACUCGUGCUCCCUCAAGCUCGUGGCGCCCAAGGUGUCGACGGCCAACCACGACUUGCCGGCGAUCCCGGAUAGCUUGCCGGGGGCGCCGCCCGACGUCAGCACCCACACCCUGCAGCCCGACGACCCUUUGCUCGUGACGCUGCUCGACAUCCUCGAGACCUUUUUCGUCAACCCCGUCGAUACGAACCUGUCGGUCACGGAAACGCUGACCGACCUGGCCAUCUGCGGGUAUAUGGGCGUGGAGGGUUGGCUCGUGCGGCAUCCCAAGCACUACAGCUACGAGGACGAGGACGACGAGGCCGAGGCGGAGGAGACGGCGUUGGCGCUCGCUGCAAGCAGCGCCGGCCCCGAGUCGCCCGAGUACGAGGUCGCGCAGCGGCUCCUGGCCCAGCGCCGGUGCCGGAGGCGGCCGAGGUGGGUGGCGUCGAGCCUUCCCCGGCUCCUGACGGUCCUGAAGAAGCUGUCGGAGCAGCUGGCGGGCUACCGCGAGACGAUACCCCGGUUCGACGAUUUGCUCCAGCAACGGCGCGAGGCCUUCCAAACGGCGGAUGCGGCGCCCGUGCUCCCGUUCCACACGCCGCAGCAGCCGCAGCCACAGCCACAGUCACAGCAGCAACGGAGAGGUGACAGCCAAGGGCCCGGCUCGUACAACACGCCGGAUAGGGGCAGCAUGGACGACCCGCGGGGCGACUCGCCCGCGCGACCGUCGGGGCUCGAAGGGUUCGCGCAAAGGCUUUUGUCAGAGCUCGGGACGCCCUCGAGAACGGGCAGUCCGCGCCCCGGGUCAGGUGCGGCGCCGAGGGAGUUCCCGCUCAACUACGACAAGCAUCCUGGCGCGGCGGGUCGGGCUGCCGGGGAGGACGGCGGGGAGGACGGGGUGCCGUUUAACCUCGGCAAGGCGGUACAGGAACAAGGGUCAGGGCCAGGGCAGCAGCCUGAAGCGGGCGGUGCCGGAAAGCAAAAGGGGGAACGAGGACAAGAAGAAGAAGAAGAAGAGACGACGGGAGAGAGCGGCGAGGAUGAUGAGAUGGCGGAGGCGUUUACGCCGCUGGAGGAUUCGAUGGUGUCGGUGUCGCACGUGCUCACCAAUGCGCUGAUUUUGCAGUCGUUUUUGAUGGAGUUGGCGGGGAUCGUGCAGGUGAGGGCGGGGCUUUUCAACGAAGUGCGCUUCGUGUAG